AUGGCGGGGCUGCGGCGGCUCCCGCGGUGCCGCCGUGCGAGGCCGGUGCCGCCGUGUGGAAUGGCCGCGGAGCCGCCGGGGCCCGCCCGCCGCACUGCACCGGCUGCGCAGCGCCCUCCGCCCCGCGCCGCCCCCGCGGCAGCCCCGCCACCGAACCGCACAGCCAGGCCGGGCGAAAGGACCUCUGAGAUCGCACAGUCCACCCUUGUGACCCAUCCCUGCCUUGUCACCCAGACUAUGCCGUCGCCAGUUCCCCCGAAACAGAGCUUGUUUCGGGUUUCCCCAUCAGAGCUGGUAUUUCAGAACUUUGUUGCUCAUGAGGUCUCUGAAAUGGAAUUGACUCUCACGAAUAAGAACAAGAUUCUCCAGCCGGUGAAGAUCUCCAUGGAGUUAUCACCUCACUUCAGGCUGGCGUACGCCAGUGAUGCGUACCAUACGGUGCCACCAGGCGCGACCAUCCGUGUGCGCAUCCAGUUCACCCCUGACGAGAGCAAGGAUUAUUCUCAUGAGCUCAUCUGCACCACUAAAUCAGAAAGGAUAGUUGUGCCAAUUCGGGCCAUUGCUGCCCGAGCUAUCCUUAACAUCCCUGACCAGCUGGACUUCUCGAAGUGUCUGGUGAAGUGCAGCACUCGGAAGACUCUGCUGGUUCGCAACACUGGUAAUGUGGAAGCUCAUUACCAGAUAAGCACCCAGAGUCCUUUCUCCGUGGUUCCAGCCACAGGAACUCUGGGUGCUGGUGACAGCGUGCAGGUGACAGUGGAAUUUCACCCACUGACAACUGGUGACCAUUUUGGGUCCGUGGUAGUGAGCUACAACACAGGUGAAGAAAGUAUCCACACAAACCUUCAUGGAGAAGCUCUAGAUGUCAACAUCGGUUUGAGCACAUAUUCCGUGGAGUUUAAGAAGACUUUCAUCACCAUGUCAAACCACACAACCAUGUUAAUUGAAAACAGGAGUAACAUCACAGCCCACUUCCAGUGGAAGACUCUUCUUAGUGAGGAAGAUGAGAAUAGAGAGAAGAGGAGGCAGUGUGAUUUGCUGCAGCCACCAAAAGAGGUCUGGGUGGACAACUUAAUGGAGGAGAGAAGAAUAGCGAUGAAGAAGGGCUUCUGUGAAGAUCGCACUGCCGUCCUGAAAAGGAAGGUCCAGAAGAAGAUGGCAAAGGUGCAAGAAAACCCCAUGCUGUUCUCCAGUGACAUUUUUUACAUUGAGCCAAUGGAGGGAGUGAUUGGGCCAAAUAGUUCGGCCGAAAUCAAGGUGACCUUUAAACCCCAAAAAGCCCUAAAGUAUCGAAGUGUGGCUUACUGCAAUAUCUCAGGCCGUGGGAACAGGCUGCCCCUGCACCUCAGAGGGGAAGGCCAAGGACCCUUGCUUGAAUUCAGCAGUCCUAUUCUGAGACUUGGAAACCUUUUUAUCAACACCUCCCACGUCUAUGAGGUGAAACUCAUUAACCAAGGAGUUCUUGAUGCUCCCUUUUUAUAUAUCCCUUCAACCACAAAUGUGGGCUGCUGCUUCAAGUUUUCACCCGAGAAGGGCGUCAUUGAACCAGGUGGGAUCCAGACUAUUCAGAUCUCCUUCAGUGCCACCAUACUGGGGGCGUUUGAGGAACAAUUCCAGUUCCGUGUGGCUGAAUCUCCUACGCCUGUGAUCCUGACAAUUGGGGGCUGUGUCAGUGGACCGACUUUACACUUCGACGUCGGUGAGCUCCACUUCGGUGACAUCUCCUUUGGCUUUCCCCACACCAUGACCUGUCGCCUCACUAACACCUCCCCGGUGGCCGUGACAUUCAAGCUCCGCAUGUCGGACGAUGGCACACAGCCUGCUGUUAGCAGCUUUGAUCAAAUAUGCAAGGAAGGUGACCCAUCCUGGAGGAAGGGAAUUCAUUUUUAUGUGGAGCCAAGGGAGUUUACAAUGAAUCCCAGCCGAGGGACCAUCCUCCCCCAGGGACACCAGGAUAUCGAGGUGACCCUGUGUUCCAACACAGUGAUGGAAUACUAUCGGAAAAUGCUGGUGGACCUGGUGGGCCUGGAGGGUAUUGGCAAGGAAGUGGCAUCAGUGAUCAUCUCAGCCAGCUGUCUGGUUCCUGAGCUGAAAGUGUACCCCCAACUCAUGCGGUGCAAUAAGUACCACCUGAAGGAGCCAUAUGUGAAGAAGUUCAUUAUUAAGAAUAAAACCGACAUUCCUGGCUGCUACGGGCUUAUCCCCCAGAAACGCAAGGAGGACUCUCCUGUGUUCUACUCCAGCCCCAAACCCUGUGGCAUUGUCCAGCCUCGCAGCACUGCAGAGAUUCCUGUUACAAUUGAAGUCCAAACAUUGGGCAAUCAUCGCACCAAGGUUCUUAUUGGUGUGUUUGGGGAUGAAAGAAGCCCACUGAGAGCAGAAAUACUGAGCUCUGGACAGCUGGCAGAAAUCUAUGGAACUCCAAGGGUGAUAGAGUUCGGCAUGAUCCCAGCGCUAGAGCCUCAUCCACAAAUUUUUACCCUCUUCAACAACGGUCUUGUCCCAACAGAAUUCAGGAUAGAGAUCAUUUAUAAACCCCAGUGCUUUUUUAUUGAGCCCAAAGAAGGAGUGAUCCCUGCUAGGGGUGAAGUUCCUGUGACUAUCACAGCAAUCCUGAAUGACGUUGGGAUUUUUGAUGACUCUAUGCAGCUGUUCAUUAGGAACAGCCUUUGGACCCUCUUUGUAGUGAAGGCUGUGAGCACUGGCACCACAAUUGUCUCAGACAAACCAUUCGCCCCAGAGCUCAACCUGGGAUACCAGUUCAGCCGUGUUCCCUGUAUUCAUCACUUCAAAUUUACAAAUGGAGGCCACCAUGUCCAUCGGCUCCUCUGGAGAGUGGAAUGCUACAGGCCACCUCAGGAAGAGGGCCAGAGCGUCUCAGCCCUCAGUAGCUCCAAGACCAAAGAUGAUUCUGAGACCCCCAAGCGUACCACCCCCCUGUUCAAGGUGGAGCCACGGAUAAUGGACCUGCAGCCAGGCGAGUCUGUGGACAUGGUGCUGCGAGGCUUCUCCCACAUCCCACAGGCGGUGCAGGAUUAUGCAGAGUGUGAAGCUGGCAUUGCAGCAAGCACCAUGACGCAGAAGAUAAUAAAAACAAUCAUUACCUGUGAGUUUAUUGAUCCCUCUAUAGAAGUAUCAGCUGGAAAACUCUCUUUCCGGGUGGAGAAGAAACCCAGUGAUGUCCUAACUCUGCAGUACCAGCCUUUGACUUUAAAAAACACCUGCUCCCUGCCGCUCAACCUCAUGCUGUGUUUGGAGCAGCCAUUUAUGGUCUGCAGUGUGGACCAGCAGCCCCUCCCAGAUGGCCAGCCUGUGAGAGUGGGUGUAGGGCAGACCUGUCAUCUCUACAUCGCAUUUGACCCAGCUUAUAAUCUGGAUUUUAAUAGCUGGAAAGAAAAGAAGGUUCUGAAGAUAAACAUGGUCAGGGGUCAUCCUUUUGUGGAGCAUAUCAUCCUUUGGGGAGAAGCCCACUUCCCAAAUCUCCAAAUCCAGCCCAGCACCCUGGAGUUUGGCUACAAUGUGCCUGGAACUGAAAUAGUGCGUUCUCUGGAGAUGACCAACUGCAGCCCCCUUCCUGUCAAGUACCACUGGUCAUUCCAGGCAGACAGCCAGGUGCACAAGUUCAGACAUGAGCUUUACCCACCUGAAUUCACACCCCCAUCACCAAAGGUGAAGAGCACCUGUUUGGAUUGCUCAACAUCUGGAAAUGAGGAGGAGCCAGACACCCUGAAAGAAGCACGGCAUCUUCUCCGAUGUUUAGCAUCAGAGGCUUUCAGUAUCCUGCCACUGUCGGGUGAGCUACAGCCGGGAGAGAGACAGCAGGUCUCCUUCACCUUCACUGGCCACCUCAACACCAUGGCCCAUGUCACAGCGCUGUGCCACGUGGAGGGAGGCCCCACCUACGAGGUGAAGCUGACCGGGGAGGCCUCACGUGUCAGCUACUCCCUGAGCGCCCGGGAGAUCAACUGCGGCUCCCAGAUGUUUAAUGAAAUUCAUCACAGCACAGUCACCCUGGCGAACACUAGCAAGAUUGAAUUCAACUGGGUGCUAGAACCCAGCACUGCAGAUCAAGAUCUGCCUGGUGUGUUUCUGGUCGAGCCCACCACUGGUUCCGUUGCACCUGGUGAGAAGCAAGUGCUGAAAUUCUCUUACAUGCCAGGAUUACCAGGAGCCUUCAGCAGGAUUUACCAACUUAAAGUGGGUGACCUGGACCCAGAAAAGAUCUGCCUGAAAGGAGAAGCGUCCUUUCCCAUGAUCAGUGUCAACCUGCCCUGGAACAUCAAAGGCGAUGAAAAAUAUGAGAAGCCACUGCAACAGCUUUUAAAACAUAUGAAACAAGAUAGUGAGAGCAAUAAAUCAGUUGUUUGGAAGAAGAAUCAGAGCCCGAAGACUGAGACCUUGAAGUCUCAGACCUUGAUGACUCAGACCAUGAAUAUUCAAACCCUGGCAGCUCAGACUCCAAACACUCAGAAUCCGAAGACUGGAAACCUGAAUCCCUGCGUGCCUGACUCUGGCAUUGUAUCAAAGCCUCGGCUACAGAUGAAGAUGGUGAGCAUGCUGAUAGAGAAGGCUGCUCUGGAUCUGCAGAAAAAUCUCAAAUCCCAUUCCCCAAAGACCAAGUUCCCUCACAAGCAGCUGCGCCAGAGCCUUGUCGAAAUUGAGCUGCCCGAGUAUGUCCUGGACAUGGGCACUGUCCUUAAGGGUUUCACUGAGAGACGCACUCUGGAGAUCACCAACCCAGGGCAGAUCCCAGUGUCCUUCCAGGUUGAUGUAUCUGUCCUGCAGGACACAGGUUUCAGAGUGGACAGGGACAAGAUGAAGAGCCUGCCCUACAGGCACACCCUACCAUUUGAAGUGUGCUUUGAAAGUGCCCAGCAACCGCAGGGUGAUGUGGAUGUGCUGCUGCCCAUACAGGUAACAAAGGGCCCCAUGUUUCACAUCCGCCUCCGUGCCACUGUGUUGGAACUGUCGCUCGACCUCUCCAAGAACACACUGCAGUUCUCCGAUAUCCUCGUUGGGCAGUGCCAGGUUGAGACAGUCCGGCUCUACAACUGGUUCCAAGUACCCUGCAAAUGGUUUAUUACUGACAUCAAGCCUGUUAGGAAGAGCAAUCAACUCAGAUACAUGACACCAGAGCAACGUCAGGAGCAGCAGGCGCUGGAGGAAGGGCGCUGUCCCUUUGAAGUGACGCCCUCCAAAGGAACCCUUGAUGCAGGAAAGUGGCAGGACUUGCAAAUCCAGUUUACACCCAAGGAGGAGAAGUCUUACCAGAAUGAGCUGAAGCUCAACAUUUGUGGGAGCAGCAAUCACUUAAAGCUGCACCUCUCAGGACAAGGUCUGGAGCCACGGUUGGAGUUCAGUCCCCCAGCACUAAAGAUGGGAUGGGUGCUGGUGGACAGCGAUGGGGUGGAGGCCACAGUGGUGGUGAAGAACCCAUGCGAAUUCCCCAUCGAGUUUUACUCCCUGGAUUUUGACGAGCAGUACCUUGAGGAGGAGAAGAUCCUGCGGAUGGCAGUCGGGUCUGAGUACCAAAAUACCUUUUUAAUGCCUCCACGUGCCGUGGGUGGGAUGCUGCCCCCAGAGGUGCUGGAGGACUAUGAAGCACAGAAGAGUCUGAAGGCUCAACAGGAAGAGCUCAAGGCUAUGGCAGAGGCUGAGGCCAUGGCUGAGCCUGAGGCUGAGGUCAAGUCUAUGGACAAGGCAGCACCAGCAGAAGCUCUCACAUCCUGUCCUGAGCCCAUGAAGAAAAUGACUGAGGAUCCUAUCUCUCGGGCUGUCAUGCGCCACCUGGGCAUUGACCCAUCUUCAGAGAGGCGUAAAGCACAGCGGCGCAAAGGGAUCGUUGUCAUCGUCCAUGGGUCACCCCGGGCAGGGAAGACACAGGUAGCAGCAGGCCUGUGUCACUAUUACGAUGCUGCCUGCUUGUCCAUUGACACCGUGGUGAAAGAGGCCAUCGCCAACCAUCGAAGCCAAGCAGGGCUCUGUGCCCGGGAACUUUGCACCAAGGCUGCCAUGGAGCCAAAAGGCGAAGACAAAGAUAGUCCUGAUAAAAAGUCUCAGACCAAGAAUAAACAAGCCUCUGGGGAAAAAGUCAAUAAGAAGAAUGCCAAAAGCAAGAACACUCCAGCCAGCAAACUUGAGUUCACAGCUUCCACUGCUCCUGCGCCGCAGCAGCUGAACAUCAUCAGCAGUCAUGGGGAAGAGCUGAAUUGCUUGAGCUGUGUGCUGCCUGAGGACCUGCUGGUGGACAUCCUCUGUGAGAGGCUGAAGGUUGAAGACUGCUACAAGGGAGUGGUUUUUGAUGGCUUGGAGAGCCUCUUCACAAGCAGCCUGGAAUCUUCCCUGCUCUGUGUACUCAAAGCUGUCAAGAACCGUCGUCAUAUCUUCAUGGUGAACCUGCAUCAUGAUUAUGCUUCUUGCAAAGCCCAGGAAGAAGCUAAAAGAAAGAGGGAGGAAGCUAAAAGAGAGGAGGAAGCUUUUCAGAAGAAGAUAAAACCUAUCUUGAAAAUGGAUGAGGAUGAAUAUGAUGCUCUCCCUAAGAAGCAGAAAGCUCUAGUGGAUAAAAUGAUCGGUCAAGGAUUAAGGGAGCGGAAGCAGCUGGCUAAAAAGCUUGAGGAGGAGGCAAAAGCCUUAGAGGAGGAAGAGAGGCGGAAGGAGGAAGAGCGGCAGAGGGAGGAAGAGAGGCUGAAGGAGGAAGAGAAGCAGAAGAAGGAAAAGAAGGGCGUCUCCAUGGGGAAGCAGCCUGCAAAACCAGAGGAUAAAACCAAAGUCCCAGAGAAGGGAGAAACUAAAGCCCCAGAGAAGGCAGAAACCAAAGCCCCAAAGAAGGGGGAAAGCAAAACCCCGGAGAAGGAGAACAAAGCUCCAGAGAAGGGAGAAACCGAAGCCCCAGAGCAGGGGGAAACCAAAAUCCCAGAGGACCCAGCUGAGAUGGAGAAGAACUUGAUCCAGAGAUUUGAGAUCUAUGAGUCAUCACAGCAGAACGUUGUGCAGGUUUUCUCCUACUGGAACAGGGUUCAGGGUACUGUGCAGUUACCUGUGAUUCAGAAGGGAAACAAGUCCCAGCCUUCAUCUGAAAACAAAGGUCAGAAGAGCAGUAAGCCACAGGAGAAGGUGGAGAAGAAGCCUGAACAAAAGCAGGGAGACCAAAGGAGUCUUCAGUCAUCUCAUCUGGAGACACCAAGCAAAGUUGCAGAAGAGGCAGUCAGAGACAAGCAUGUCGGGGUGCCAUGCCUGGACAUCCCGGUCACAAAUCCAAAGGCCAUGAUUAGGUGGAUCCUGAGGAAAGGGAGGCUGCCAACGGCAGCCCAGAUGCUGAAAUAUUUGGGACUGCAUCCCAAAGGGCCUCGCCUUCCCCCUGCUGCUGUCCUCUCCAUAGUCGACUACCCAGAGGAGCGGCUGGGCUCUGCAGAGCAUGUGAAGCCCUUCACCAUUGCUGCACCAGAAGACAAUCUGGCCAAGGCCCCAGAAGAAAAGGGCAGUUCUGCUGAGGACCAGCCAAAGAAGAGUAAAGCAGCCAGCAGAGUCAAGUCUACAAAGAAGAACCAGGUCUCUACAGAGAGAACAGAAAGUCCCCGGGAUUCCUCCACAACAAGGUCCAAAAGUGCGCUGAAAAGUGCCUCCAUCCCCACAGAAUUCCUCAGGCUGAAACGGUACCGGUGGAUAGUGCCUGCCCUCGGUGAGGUGGAACUGAAGGUCCAUUUCUCCACCAAAAAGCCAGGGAAGUUUGAGCAGACGCUGAGGUUUGAGCUGGUGGGGACAAAGCGGCAGUACGAGCUGCCCUGCAGUGGCACCGGCCUGUACCCCAGCAUCAGCCAGAACCCACGGCUGGUGUUUCCAGAGUGGAGGAAGACCAUGGAGGAAGGUGAAAUCAUCUUCAAGGAGUAUGUUGAGAGCACCAAGCAAUUCCACUUUGGACCGCUGCUGUGUGGGAAAUCGAGAGAGUGGUACAAGGCCCAGAACUGUCCUGGCAACUCGGAGAAUAUAACCAUCCUCAACAACUCCCCCAUGGACAUAGAGGUCCAGUUCUUCUUUGAGGAUGUUGAGAAAGCAGAGACGUUCCUUUUGGAUCCUCCCAGCAUGACACUGAAACCAAACGAGAAGCAGGAGCUGACCAUUUGGGCAUACCCCACUUCCCCUGGCUUCCUGGAAGACAAGCUCAUCUGCUGCAUUGACAAGAACCCAGAGCCAGUGGUCUUCAGCCUGUGCUGCCAUGGGGUGCAUGUGAAGCUGGAGGUCAGCCCCCUGGAGCUGUCUUUUGACCAGCUGCUUCUGCACAGGACUGACAGCAGGACCUUGGUCCUGAAAAACAACACCCUACUGCCCAUGGCCUGGCAGCUCAGUGGGCUGGAUGACCUUGUUGAGGACUUCUCCUUGUCACAAGACAACGGCACCAUUGAUCCCGGCUCAGAGUUUGAAGUGACAGUGAAUUUCAAGGCCCAGCAGAUUGGCAGCAUUGAGAAGACUCUCCGACUAGAGGUUUCAGAUACAGAAAACAUCCUGGGGAUUGUUCAGGCUGAAAACAUCAUAAUCUCUGCAGAGGUCUAUGAUGUUUUCCUGAGCAUGGACCUGCCUGAAGGUCCAGAUGGAGGCUUGGAAUUUGGAACCAUUAAUGUCCUGGAUAAUGUGAAGAAAGUCCUGACUCUAAAGAACAAAGGGAUAUACAACAUUGAGUACAGUUUCACGCUGAAGGGUGCAGGUCCCAGGAUGCGAGACCUGGCGUCCCACUUCACUGUCAAGCCUCAGUCGGGCAAGCUGAUCGCCUCCCAGCCUGGUGUCAAUAUUGAGAUGUUCUUCCACCCCACAAGGGAAAUCCUCAUCAAGAACAGCCCCAUCCUGUACUGCCAGGUGAUAGAUGCCAUCUCAGGGGAAGGAGGCCAGACUGUCGCCAGCAUCCCAGUGAAGGUGUCGGCAAAAGCUGUGUACAGCAAGUUCAGUAUUGAGCCUGCCUCACCCAUCAAUUUCGGUGCCCUGAUGAAGGGCAGCAAGAAGAGCCAGACUGUCGUGCUGGAGAACAAAGGCAUGCUCAGCUUCAAAUUCCGCAUCCAACAAGCACCUGAGGAUGCAUCUUUAUUGGAAAGCAAAAGUUCAAAGCCAGGGGAAUCUGUUCCAUCAGCUACAAAGCGCUCAGCGGGAAGGAAAUCAAGUUUGCCACAGGGUCACCUCAAUCUUGGCAUGUUCACGGUGUCCCCUUGCUCUGGCUCCAUCGCUCCGUGGGGCCAGCAGAAGAUCACAGUGGAGUGCUUCGCAGGGCAGGAGGGGACUUGUGAGGAGCACCUCUACAUAGACAUUGUGGGCAGAGACCCCAAGGAGAAUCCCCUUGGCAUUCCUUUUACUCUGACUGCCGAGUCCUGCCUGCCAGCAUUUGUUGAGGAUGUCUUGUUGAUCUUCGAGGAAUACCCAAUCUGCAGCAGCAUCAACCUCAACCGCAAGCUGCUCUCGGUGAAUGGUUUGGGCCUGUUCGUCAGAGAUGAGAACAAAUUCAUCUUCAGCAAGGUUCUGGUUGGGCAAGAGGGUGAAGCUCAUUUCAAUAUCUACAAUGCAAGUGGUCUGCCAUGUGACGUGGUCCUCUCCAUCAAACCCCUGCCUGGACAGGAAAAGAGUCCUAUCGAUGUUUUCAAGUUGGAUCCAGUCAAGAUGACUGUUCCUGGUUCAUCCUAUGCCGUUGCUACGGUGACCUUCACCCCACCAGAUGAGCAGACCUACAACUGCACUUUCAGGGCUUGCCUUGUCAUCCCAAAAAGCUCUGUGAAAAUCAAGCCCCAAACCCUGACCUUCACCAUCAGUGGGAGGGGGCACGAGCCACAGGUGACAGUGGUGUGCCCAAGUGCUCGCAGCAAGAGAGGAAAUGCCGUGCUGCGCUUCAAGAGGCUCCAGCUGGGGGAUUUAGAGAUGCUCCCCCUGGUCGUCCGUAAUGAUGGCAUCGUACCUGUCGAGUUUAUGUUACACCUGGAGGAUGAGCAUGGAGUGUUCUUCUUGAAAGGCAGGCACUCCACACUGGAGAGAUUCCACACUGAAGAUGUGGGAGAGGACUCCGAUGAAGAUGAAGACGAGAGCAAGUCCCCAGAGAAGCCUUUCCUGCUUCUGCAGCGUGGGCAAUCAACAGCGUUUAAUGUCAUUUUCAAACCCACCCUGGCUCAACGUGUGGAAGGGAAGAUCCGUGUUUUAGUGGGGGACACCUACUCUGACAAGACCCUGAUAGAGCUGGUGGGUGAAGGCCACAAGGAUGAAUUCACCCUCGAUGGACUAGAGGAAGACACAGAGGAAAAGAAUGCUAUGAGUAGUCUGAACAAAGACAUCAUUGAUGCUGUCAGAGUGAAUCACAUCCAGUUUGGGGACUGUCCUGUUGGGAAGCCCUGCCACAGGACCUUCACCAUCACCAACCACACCCGCAGGACGGUCAUGCGCUUCGAGUGGGAGGCAGACACCCCAUUCCAGUUCUCCCCCAGGGUGGGACAUCUCCACCCUGGCUGCACCAAGACCAUCACAGUGACUUUGAAAUCAGAUGUCUCAGCCACCUUCAGGAGGCAUCUUGCAAAAUGUAAGGUGACCAAGAUAAACUUUGAGCUGCCACGAAGGAAGGUUCCAGAUUGGGAUGACCAAAUGUGCCUUGUCACAUGGAAGGAUACCACCAGGAAACACCCAGCAGCCAAAUGGCCUGAAAAAGAGAAGAUAGUCAAGAUAGUCAAGGAACCAGCUCACACUGUGCUGGAGGAGAGUGGCCAGGAGACUGAGGUGUACCUCAGUGCCUUGGUUGCCUACGCCCGGUUCAAACUGGACACGAUCGUGGUUCAGCUCAAGGACACCUUGCCCUUCCAGACAAGUACAGCCACUUUCAGGAUGCACAACACAGGGAAGGUAGCCCUGCAGUACUUCUGGGAAGAAGCUGCAGAUAAUGCACCAGUGAGGAAGCCGUACUCAACCACUCUGAUGAACAUGAUCCAUGACGUGCCCCUGUUCUCUGUCAACCCCUACCAUGGCACCAUCGCUCCUGGCCAGCAGCAGACCUUCCAAGUGCUGUUCUCCCCGAAGUGUGUGGGGAACUUUGAGGUCACCAUGCUGUGCAGCAUUCCUAACCUGGAGCCGAGUCGCAGGAGGGUGCGGGUGAUUCUAAAGGGCAGAGCCCAGGAUCAAAGCAGUUUUGAUAGAGAGAAACGCUCUGCCUUACGGCAGACAGAGGAAGGCCAGAGACCCAAGAAGCAGGUGCGCUGGCAACCAACACCCGAGUGA
Poecile atricapillus (Black-capped chickadee) is the source of this 11229-nucleotide messenger RNA. Its product is annotated as hydrocephalus-inducing protein-like. Gene Ontology annotation, biological process: axonemal central apparatus assembly; cilium movement. NCBI's taxonomy places the organism in Eukaryota, Metazoa, Chordata, Aves, Passeriformes, Paridae. The record is from RefSeq and is a predicted model, not a curated record. Gene Ontology annotation, cellular component: axoneme. The coding region runs from base 1 to 11229 and encodes 3742 amino acids. The transcript is spliced from 65 exons.